UUGGGAAGUGGAGUCUCAAACCCAAAGUGGAUGAAGGAUGGCUGAUUAUGUAUGCAUAGGAGACCGAAAAAGGAAAGUCAUGCUAAGCAGUAGGAAGAAAGCAUAAAUAACCCAAAAGAGUUUCUUUGUUGGCACCUGAAAUAUGAAUUUAUUUAAGCAAAAUGGGCCUCGUUGAAUUGACCAUUUUCUUCUGCAAUGCCUGCGGUGUCUAUAUCUGAAUUACCAAGUCGGUUCUCCUGGUCAAGCGACUCGUCUCUCUCUACGGAAAAUGACUCUUUAGAUUUUGGUAGUUUGACCUUUAGUGAAUUUGAAUCUUCCUUCCAUAGAAUCCUAGGACAUACCUUGAACCAAUCUGUUAAAUCGUCAACUUCCACACCUUCGUGCGAUUUAAGUGUUUCCCCGAACGAGUUGAGUGAGCGACUUAGCUUUGAUUCUAGUAGCACUGUUACAAAGUUAAAUGUCGAAAGUCCAGGUCAAUUGAGUGAUUGCUCAUCAUCAUGUCGAAAAGGUUCUUUAUUGAAACACGCUGAUACUCGUAGAGCCAACUCAAAUUCUACAAAGAGUAUUAAACAGAGAAAGAAAGAACAUGGGCUCAAACUUCUACCGUCAAAGUCACUUUCCAUAAACUCGAAUGUUUCGCUCCUCUGGUUUCAUCCAAGAGUGCAGUUUUUUCUUCAACAUUUCGCUGCCCUUGGUCGUCCUUCUUCCGCUUCAUAUCCUUCUUCUUCUUCCUCGGUAAACCAAACAUGGAAUUCUUGUACCAUUUGUUAAAUCAAGCAGCCUGCGAUUCUUCGCCAGGUCUGUUUGGAUUCUCAGUUUCCCCGAAUAACCUUAGAUUCGUUCAUUCCCAUUUCCACUACAUAUUUUCUCUUUUAUGUUUUCUUAUCACUUCCUUUCGCAUAGACUUAGAUUUCUUUUUAUGUUUCGCCUCAGUCUCACUUUCUUCUCCUUAUGACCUUUGCAUGUAUAUAGUAAAAUUGAUAUAUCUCUGUUAAUUAAAAAUCUGCAUUAAAAGUAUAUCUAGUGAGGAA
Messenger RNA from Schizosaccharomyces cryophilus OY26, 1031 nucleotides. RefSeq lists its product as uncharacterized. Bases 196 to 771 code for a protein of 191 amino acids. Lineage: Eukaryota; Fungi; Ascomycota; Schizosaccharomycetes; Schizosaccharomycetales; Schizosaccharomycetaceae. The transcript has a single exon. The record is from RefSeq and is a predicted model, not a curated record.